Messenger RNA from Priapulus caudatus, 2692 nucleotides. Its product is annotated as signal peptide peptidase-like 2B. Gene Ontology annotation, biological process: membrane protein proteolysis. Gene Ontology annotation, cellular component: lysosomal membrane; cytoplasmic side of endoplasmic reticulum membrane; lumenal side of endoplasmic reticulum membrane. The record is from RefSeq and is a predicted model, not a curated record. Gene Ontology annotation, molecular function: aspartic endopeptidase activity, intramembrane cleaving. The transcript is spliced from 14 exons. Bases 11 to 1663 code for a protein of 550 amino acids. NCBI's taxonomy places the organism in Eukaryota, Metazoa, Priapulida, Priapulimorpha, Priapulimorphida, Priapulidae.
CGACAUCAUCAUGGCAGCCCCCACGAGAAAGUUUUCAAUGUCAUUGUUUUCGAUUAAUUUCAUUAUUAUUUCUCUAUCCGCGACACAGGUACUUGGUGACCUGGCUUUACUCUACAGUGAAAGUGUCGAAAAUCAAACAAAUGCAACGUUUUGUGUGAUGUAUAAUCCCAACUUCUGGGCAGUACCAGCACUACUUUCAGAUGCUACAAAAUCUGAGCUACUCGACUUGACUCCCUCUGAGGGCUGCCUCCCAUAUGCGUCCUCCUCACUAGAGAAUAAGCAGGUGAUGGUUUCCCGUGGCAACUGUACAUUUGCAGUCAAGGCAACACUUGUGCAGGAUGCAGGUGGCGCUGGUAUCAUUAUUGUCAGUGACGAUGGACUGGUUACUCCACACGGAAAUGCAUCAGAGUACGCCAAUAUCAACGUCACUGUAUCACUGAUCACUGACAUUGAUGCCAAAGAUAUCCAGGCAAUGGGGCCACAUAUUCAGGUAGCAUUGUACGCACCCAGUGAUGAUUCGUUGUACAUAGACUACAGUCUGAUCCUCAUCUGGCUAUUGGCUGUCGGCUGCGUCAUUACUGGCUCUUAUUGGUCGGGAGUCGUCAAGUAUAAAAAGCACGUGGCGGCGCAGAGCGGCCGAGACGAUGAGCGGGAGGCAAGCGCGUUCGAACAUGACACCCUCGAUCUGUCGCCCAAGUUCAUCGUGCUCUUUGUCGUGCUGAUGUGCGGCAUGCUGAUGCUGCUCUAUUUUUUCUACGAUUACCUAGUCUACGUGAUCAUAGCGUUGUUUGGGUUGGCGUCAGCGAUGUCCCUCUUCGUUUGUCUGAGUGCACUGCUGGCACUCAUACCCUGUCCCUUUGUGAAGCAAAGGGUGAUGAUGUGUGGCAAGGCAGUGAGCAUCAAGCUGAUUGUUCUUGCUCUACUGUGCCUUGGUCUCGCCACUUGGUGGGCAGUUGAGAGAAAAACCUUGUAUUCGUGGAUAUUGCAGGAUAUUCUCGGAGUUGCUUUUUGCAUCAACAUGCUGGUCACUCUCAGGCUACCAAACCUCAAGACAUGCACCAUCUUGCUAGUGCUUCUGUUUGUCUAUGACAUCUUCUUCGUCUUCAUAACACCUCUGCUUACUAAGGAUGGGCAGAGCGUGAUGGUUGACGUGGCGACGGGAGGCAGCAGCCGAUCGCAGGAGCAGCUGCCGAUGGUGAUCAAAGUGCCUCACUUCAGCGAUGGCUCGUUCGGCAUAUGCUCACUCUCCUACUCGCUGCUCGGUUUCGGUGACAUACUCGUGCCAGGUCUUCUCAUAUCGUUUUGCCAUGGAUUUGAUCUGCAAACAAAAAACAGGAAGAUCUACUUUGUUAGCACGUCUAUAGGUUAUGGUAUCGGUCUUGUGCUGACGUUUGUCAGCCUCGCGCUGAUGGGCACUGGUCAGCCGGCGCUGCUCUACCUCGUGCCCUGCACGCUGCUGGUCGCCGUCAUCAUCGGAGCCUGUCGUCGCGAGCUCGCUGACCUGUGGAGUGGACAGCCGACGACGAGAGCGGUUCUGAGCACGGCCACGAAGAGUGAGACGCCGCGAGACAUGGAUGCCAGCAGCAGUAGCAGCUGCAGCGAGGGCAGUGACCAGGAGGGCAGCACGAGAGCAGAACACAGAGCCCUCAUCCAGAACUCAUAGAUCACUCUGUCGCACAGCCACUUACGCGCACACGCACGUGUACGUGCACAGGCACGCACGCGCGCAUGUACUGCAUGCAGACUAGACUGAAGUCGGUCGGAUGGUGAGUGCCAGUAACCGUGGCGACGUGCCUUCUUGAUCGCAAAUUGUGCCGCUGGUGUCAGUGGCACCAACCACGUGAAGCGAGGGCUCCGGUUGCCAUGGAAACAGACUGAUGCUUAUGCUUGUCUUCGGCAUGUCGUUCGGCCAGCCUUGUGUUUUUGCUGCACGUCGCGUCGCAGGUGAUUGGUCAGCUCUCAUUGUGGCAGGUUGCAUGUGCGGCAUCAUGCGCUGAACAACAUUCGAUGAUGUUCAUUGACAUUCUAGAAUUUUUUUUCAGGAAAAUUAGCAAAAUUUUUUGUGAAUCAUUGCGAAGGCAAAAGAGUGUCAGUGAUGACUUCCUCAAAAGCAAAUUCGAACGCAUAUAUGCGUGCACGCCCGCACGCACGCACGCAUACCUGCACCACACAUUCACUUUCUAACUUGUUGGCCUGAAAGCUGUGACAGACGGCUUAAUUUCAGUAGUGUGUAGUUAAGAUUAGUGCUAGAUAUAAACAAUAGUCAGAUGAUUUACAAUUUUACAUCCGUUUAUUCUGUGAUCGUUCGGUUUUAAUAAUGAGUUUUAUUGGUUUUGUGGUUUGUUCAAGUCUGUAUAUUAAAAAAGAAACCGGUCUACUCUAGUGUCCUGUGCGUUUGACUAUUUCGUGCAUAUAUAGCGUUUUGCUAGUGGAUGUUGUCGGUUGUUCAAACGUCAGUUAUUGUGGUAGAAGUCAAUUGAAUGUGAUACAUAAAGAGGAUAAUGUAUUCUAGUAAGAAAACGACUGCCCCCCACUAUAUCUAUAUAGGUAAAAUGUAUCGAAAAAAAGAUGGGUCAGGAGAAUAUAUAAAUACUUGUAUAUAUAAUUGCGAUGUGUUACUAAGGUAUGGCAUAGGAAACAUUAAACAUUAUUGUGCAUAUGAUAUAUAUAUAUAUAUAUAUAUAUAUAUAUA